GUGAGAACAGAUUUCCAUCUAAGGGGCGGAUGGUUAUUUUCGUCGACGCACUGUGGAUAUAGGGAGGCUGCGACGCUGCAACGCGCCAUUCGCUGCUCGCUCUUGCCCUACGAUUGCCUCGACGCAUCCUUCAUUAUACUUACAAGUCGAACGCGUCCGCUUAUACCGUAAUAACCACCUGUCAAGAUGUGCGACGAUGAUGUUGCGGCACUGGUCGUUGAUAACGGAUCCGGUAUGUGCAAGGCCGGUUUCGCCGGAGACGACGCGCCCCGUGCCGUCUUCCCCAGCAUCGUCGGUCGCCCCCGUCAUCAAGGUGUGAUGGUCGGUAUGGGACAGAAGGACAGCUACGUCGGGGAUGAGGCGCAGAGCAAGCGAGGUAUCCUCACCCUGAAAUACCCUAUAGAGCACGGAAUCAUCACCAACUGGGACGAUAUGGAGAAGAUCUGGCACCACACCUUCUACAACGAACUCCGCGUUGCCCCCGAAGAGCACCCCGUCCUCCUCACCGAGGCCCCCCUCAACCCCAAGGCCAACCGCGAAAAGAUGACCCAGAUCAUGUUCGAGACCUUCAACAGCCCAGCGAUGUACGUCGCCAUCCAGGCCGUCCUCUCCCUGUACGCCUCCGGUCGUACCACCGGUAUCGUCCUCGACUCCGGUGACGGUGUCUCCCACACCGUGCCCAUCUACGAAGGUUACGCCCUGCCCCACGCCAUCCUCCGUCUGGACUUGGCCGGACGGGACCUCACCGACUACCUGAUGAAGAUCCUCACCGAGCGCGGAUACUCCUUCACGACCACCGCCGAGCGAGAAAUCGUCCGCGACAUCAAGGAGAAGCUCUGCUACGUCGCCCUCGACUUCGAGCAGGAGAUGGCCACCGCCGCGGCCAGCACCUCCCUCGAGAAGAGCUACGAGCUCCCCGACGGACAGGUCAUCACCAUCGGUAACGAGAGGUUCCGCUGUCCCGAGGCCCUCUUCCAACCCUCCUUCCUGGGAAUGGAAUCCUGCGGUAUCCACGAGACCGUCUACAACUCCAUCAUGAAGUGCGACGUCGACAUCCGUAAGGAUUUGUACGCCAAUACUGUCCUCUCCGGUGGUACCACCAUGUACCCGGGUAUCGCCGACCGUAUGCAGAAGGAGAUCACCGCCCUCGCUCCGUCGACGAUCAAGAUCAAGAUCAUCGCUCCCCCCGAGAGGAAAUACUCCGUAUGGAUCGGUGGAUCCAUCCUCGCCUCCCUCUCCACCUUCCAGCAGAUGUGGAUCUCCAAACAGGAGUACGACGAGUCCGGCCCAGGCAUCGUCCAUCGCAAGUGCUUCUAAGCGAAUUACCCAAUCUUCCAAUUGCCUUUCCAAUGUAUCUGUACCAGACCAAACUCAUUUUACCAAAAAAGAAAAACCAGUCGUGGAAAAACAGGAGACGUUAUAACGCGCGCAAGAAGAAGAACUACACAAGUGCUUUUAUUAUACACAUUUAUCAGACUAUAUAAUUGUACUACGUAGUUUAUUAUACAACAUAAUUAUUUGUUA
Athalia rosae (coleseed sawfly) is the source of this 1524-nucleotide messenger RNA. Its product is annotated as actin, muscle. The record is from RefSeq and is a predicted model, not a curated record. The transcript is spliced from 2 exons. NCBI's taxonomy places the organism in Eukaryota, Metazoa, Arthropoda, Insecta, Hymenoptera, Athaliidae. Bases 187 to 1317 code for a protein of 376 amino acids. Gene Ontology annotation, biological process: mitotic cytokinesis.